Gallus gallus (chicken) is the source of this 8564-nucleotide messenger RNA. It is a transcript of the gene TRPM3, whose product is annotated as transient receptor potential cation channel subfamily M member 3. Gene Ontology annotation, molecular function: monoatomic cation channel activity. Gene Ontology annotation, cellular component: membrane. Bases 630 to 5489 code for a protein of 1619 amino acids. The record is from RefSeq and is a predicted model, not a curated record. NCBI's taxonomy places the organism in Eukaryota, Metazoa, Chordata, Aves, Galliformes, Phasianidae. Gene Ontology annotation, biological process: protein tetramerization; monoatomic cation transmembrane transport. The transcript is spliced from 27 exons.
GGGGGAAUGACAAGGGGAAAAAAGCCUGUCACAGCUUGUGCCAGUCAAAUCCAAGCUCUCAAGGGAUUUGUUUUUCUUUCGGCAUCAGAUCAGAUGUUCAAAUGAAGGGGUGUUUUGGGGCUGCGAGCGCAUGUCCACCAGACCCUUAACAAGGCUAAUCCCACAGCAGCACAUUGCAAGCAGCUCAUGGGCACAAGGGCUCCGCUCUGCUGCCAUUCCUGCAGACAGGCUGAACGCCUUGCUCAGGGAGCAAACACAAAAGUCUUGUUAGCAAUGACCAGCAGCAGCAAAAUGUCAACAACAGAGUUUGCUCUGGGAUAGACUUAGACACCAAGCGUGAUGACCAGGCACAGAAAUCAUGGAUAGAAAGAGCUUUUUACAAGAGAGAAUGUGUUCAUAUCGUACCCAGCACCAAAGACCCCCAUAGGUGUUGCUGUGGGCGUCUAAUAGGUCAACAUGUUGGACUGACUCCGAGUAUCUCCAUUAUCCAGAAUGAGAAAAAUGAAAGCAGGCUUACUCGCAAUGACAUCCAGUCAGAGAAGUGGUCCAUCAGCAAGCACACGCAGCUCAGCCCAACGGACGCUUUUGGAACCAUUGAGUUCCAAGGAGGAGGCCACUCCAAUAAAGCCAUGUAUGUACGUGUGUCUUUUGACACAAAGCCUGACCUUCUUCUGCACCUGAUGACCAAAGAGUGGCAGCUCGAGCUCCCAAAACUUCUCAUCUCUGUGCAUGGGGGCCUUCAGAAUUUUGAACUUCAGCCAAAGCUCAAGCAAGUCUUUGGGAAAGGCCUCAUUAAGGCUGCUAUGACAACUGGAGCAUGGAUAUUCACUGGAGGAGUAAACACAGGAGUCAUUCGACAUGUUGGAGAUGCACUGAAAGAUCAUGCCUCAAAAUCGCGAGGGAAGAUCUGCACCAUUGGCAUCGCUCCCUGGGGGAUCGUGGAAAAUCAAGAGGAUCUGAUUGGCAAAGAUGUGGUCCGACCAUACCAGACAAUGUCCAAUCCCAUGAGUAAGUUGACAGUACUCAACAGUAUGCAUUCACAUUUCAUUUUGGCUGACAAUGGCACUACUGGCAAAUAUGGAGCAGAGGUGAAACUUCGUAGACAGCUGGAAAAGCACAUUUCACUUCAGAAGAUAAAUACGCGAAUUGGUCAAGGGGUUCCAGUGGUGGCCCUCAUUGUGGAAGGAGGUCCUAAUGUUAUCUCUAUCGUUCUGGAGUACCUGCGAGACACUCCUCCUGUUCCUGUUGUGAUAUGUGAUGGCAGUGGUCGGGCAUCUGACAUACUUGCCUUUGGUCACAAAUACUCUGAAGAAGGAGGACUUAUUAAUGAGUCUUUGCGGGACCAGUUGCUGGUUACCAUCCAGAAGACUUUCACAUACACUCGAACCCAGGCACAGCACCUCUUCAUUAUCCUCAUGGAGUGCAUGAAGAAGAAGGAGCUGAUCACAGUAUUUCGCAUGGGAUCAGAAGGACACCAGGAUAUUGAUUUAGCUAUCCUUACAGCAUUACUAAAAGGAGCUAACGCAUCUGCUCCCGACCAGCUGAGCCUGGCUUUAGCCUGGAACAGAGUAGACAUCGCUCGCAGUCAGAUCUUUAUAUAUGGGCAGCAGUGGCCGGUGGGCUCCCUUGAGCAAGCAAUGCUGGAUGCACUGGUGUUGGACAGAGUGGAUUUUGUGAAAUUACUCAUAGAAAAUGGAGUAAGCAUGCAUCGUUUUCUCACCAUCUCCCGACUAGAGGAAUUGUACAAUACGAGACACGGACCAUCCAACACUUUAUAUCAUCUAGUCAGGGAUGUCAAAAAGCGAGAAUAUCCAGGUUUCGGUUGGAUCUAUUUUAAGGGAAAUUUACCUCCAGAUUAUCGAAUAAGCCUGAUUGAUAUUGGUUUGGUGAUAGAGUACCUGAUGGGAGGAGCGUAUCGCUGCAACUACACCCGGAAGCGGUUCAGAACACUGUACCACAAUUUAUUUGGGCCCAAGAGGCCAAAAGCCCUGAAACUGUUGGGAAUGGAGGAUGAUGUCCCUUUACGACGAGGGAGGAAAACAACUAAGAAAAGAGAAGAAGAAGUUGAUAUUGAUUUGGAUGACCCUGAGAUAAAUCAUUUUCCCUUUCCGUUCCACGAGCUGAUGGUGUGGGCAGUGCUUAUGAAGCGCCAGAAGAUGGCCCUCUUCUUUUGGCAGCACGGAGAGGAGGCUAUGGCUAAAGCACUGGUGGCCUGCAAACUCUGCAAAGCCAUGGCCCAUGAAGCAUCAGAAAAUGACAUGGUGGAUGACAUAUCUCAAGAGCUGAACCAUAAUUCGAGGGACUUUGGCCAAUUGGCAGUGGAGCUGUUGGACCAGUCAUACAAACAGGACGAGCAACUGGCAAUGAAACUGCUGACCUACGAGCUGAAGAACUGGAGCAAUGCCACAUGCCUGCAGCUUGCAGUGGCCGCCAAGCACAGGGACUUCAUUGCUCACACUUGCAGCCAAAUGCUGCUCACAGACAUGUGGAUGGGUCGUCUCCGGAUGCGCAAAAAUUCUGGCCUAAAGGUAAUUCUAGGAAUUCUACUUCCUCCUUCAAUCCUCAGCUUGGAGUUCAAGAACAAAGAUGAUAUGCCUUACAUGUCUCAGGCCAAUGAGAUCCAUCUUCAGGAGAAGGAGCCAGAGGAACCGGAAAAGCCAGUGAAAGAAAAAGAGGAAGAGGACAUGGAACUCACAGCAAACAGCAGGAGCUGCCCCCAGGAGCCCGUCUGCAGGCAGGCAGAAGGACCUGCCUACAGGACCCAAUAUGCAGGCAAGCUGAAGGAGCAGCCCACAAGACCCACCUACAGGACCCGUUUGCAGGCAAUGCUGGGACGAGGGAAUGGUGAGUCCUCAAGAAAGAAAGAAGAAGAGGAAGUGCAGAGCAGGCACAGACUGAUUCCUGUUGGAAGAAAGAUUUACGAGUUCUACAAUGCUCCCAUCGUUAAAUUUUGGUUCUACACACUGGCGUACAUCGGCUACUUAAUGCUGUUCAAUUAUAUAGUGUUAGUGAAGAUGGAUCGCUGGCCCUCCACACAGGAAUGGAUUGUCAUCUCGUACAUUUUCACUCUGGGAAUAGAGAAGAUGAGAGAGAUAUUGAUGUCAGAGCCUGGAAAACUGUUACAAAAAGUUAAAGUCUGGCUGCAGGAGUACUGGAAUGUUACCGAUCUCAUCGCAAUCCUCCUGUUCUCUGUCGGGAUGGUCCUCCGUUUGCAAGAUCUGCCACUUCGGAGCGAUGGCCGGGUGAUUUACUGUGUGAACAUCAUUUACUGGUACAUACGGUUACUAGACAUCUUCGGAGUAAACAAGUACUUGGGACCAUACGUUAUGAUGAUUGGAAAAAUGAUGAUAGAUAUGAUGUAUUUUGUCAUCAUCAUGUUGGUGGUUCUGAUGAGCUUCGGUGUCGCAAGACAAGCUAUUCUCUUCCCAAAUGAGGAGCCCUCAUGGAAGCUGGCAAAAAACAUUUUUUACAUGCCUUACUGGAUGAUCUAUGGGGAAGUGUUUGCAGACCAGAUAGACCGUAAGCAAGUUUAUGAUUCUCAUACACCAAAGUCAGCUCCUUGUGGUCAAAAUGAAACUAGAGAAGAUGGCAAGAUAAUCCAGCUGCCUCCUUGCAAGACAGGAGCAUGGAUUGUUCCUGCCAUCAUGGCCUGUUACCUCUUGGUUGCAAACAUCCUUUUGGUGAACCUCCUGAUUGCUGUUUUCAACAACACAUUUUUUGAAGUCAAAUCUAUAUCCAACCAAGUGUGGAAGUUUCAAAGGUAUCAGCUAAUCAUGACAUUUCAUGAAAGGCCAGUUCUCCCACCACCUCUGAUCAUUUUCAGCCAUAUGACGAUGAUAUUCCAGCACCUCUGCUGUAGAUGGCGGAAACACGAAAGCGACCCGGAUGAGAGAGACUACGGAUUAAAACUUUUCAUAACUGAGGAUGAAUUGAAAAAAGUCCACGAUUUUGAAGAGCAGUGCAUAGAAGAAUAUUUUAGAGAGAAGGACGACAGAUUCAAUUCUUCCAAUGACGAAAGAAUCCGUGUCACUUCAGAAAGGGUGGAAAAUAUGGCCAUGCGACUGGAAGAAGUAAAUGAGCGUGAGCACUGCAUGAAGGCCUCUCUGCAGACCGUUGACAUCAGACUUGCUCAGCUGGAAGAUAUGAUAGGAAGAAUGGUGACAGCAUUAGAAAAACUGACUGGCAUAGAGAGAGGUGAGGCAACCAAGAUACGAUCCAGGACUUCAUCUGACUGUACCGAUGCAGCCUACAUUGUGAGGCAGAGUAGCUUCAACAGUCAAGAAGGAAACACUUACAAGCUGCAAGAGAGCAUAGAUCCUACAGGAGAGGAGUCCAUGUCUCCAACCUCUCCUACAAUUACACCUCGCAUGCGAAGCCACUCUUUCUAUGCAACAAAUAUGAAGGACAAGUGUGGGUUGGAAAAGUUUGAAAGCAUUUUCAAGGAAAGAUCUCCAAGCCUGCACCGAGCUAGCAGUUCCCACUCAUUAGCAAAAGAAGGAAAGGUUCCCUUAGCCCCUACCAGCACUUUGUCAAUUGCCCCAGACUCCAGAAGGCCUUCAUCUUGUAUAGACAUCUAUGUUUCUGCAAUGGAUGAGAUGCAUUCUGACACAGAGCCUCUUGACAGCUCCAUAAAUAUUCUUGGUACUGGAGAGGUAGCCCUGCAGGCACACAUAGCCUCUUCCAUUUUAGCCAACAGUGCAUAUAUUAGCAGUACACCUGGUGAAAAAAUUUCUGGCAGGAGUCUUGAUUAUGAGGAAACAUCCGGAAUAGAAACAAGAGCAUUUUCUUCAGACUAUUCACAGAUCACAGAAUGCCAAAUCCCCUGGGAUUCAGACCCUCCCUUGUACCACACUUUAGAGCGAUCUAAAAGCAGUCGUUAUCUGGCUACAACUCCAUUUAUUCUGGAGGAAACACCAAUUGUGAAAUCUCACAGUUUUAUGUUCUCUCCAUCUCGAAGCUACUUCAGCAGCCUUGGCGUCCCAGUCAAAACAGCAGAAUACACAAGUAUUACAGACUGCAUAGACACAAGGUGUGUGAGCGCCCCCCAGACCAUCGCAGAGAGGGCCAGUUUCCCUGGAAGUCUCGGCGUCAAGGUGGAAGACUUGGGAUGCUGCCAUCCAGAGAGAGAAGCAGAAUUAAGCCACCCAAGCUCUGAUCAUGAGGAUACUGAGGCCAAGGAGAAGAAGGGGAUUCCCUUAUCUCCUCAAGACAGCAAUGCCGCAAGAACUCUGACCAAUAGCAUCCCGCUUCCAAAAAUAGAGCGGGCUAACAGCUACUCUGCAGAGGAGUCCAACAUGCUGUAUGCACAGCACACACGGAAGAGCUACUCAAUCAGCGAUAAACUUGACAGACAGCGAAAUGCAACAAGCCUGCGAAACCCCUUUCAGAGGAGUAAGUCCUCAAGGCCAGAGAGCAGAGGGGACAACCUGUCCAUGAGGAGACUAUCAAGAACAGGAGCAUUCCGCAGCUUUGAAAGCAAGCACAGCUAGGCCCAGACAAAUCUUGCAGGCAGUCAAAAGGUCAUCUGCUCUCCAGUCCAUUUUCCUUAGCAAAAUUACCACACCUCAUACUGACAUUCCAUGUCAACUCCAGUUGGCAUUAGCCACCGGUCAAGGGAGCACACUGUCAGUCUCAGCGUCACCUGCUGAGUUACUGCAUCUUGACCCAGUUGACAUUUGCACUUUAGGAAAAAGGGAGGGAUGAAAAAUUUACAGAGACUUCAGUAAACAACAGUAAUAAAAAGACCCCUACAGGAAGUUUUAAGUAAUAACUGAGUUCAAAAGUCUGCCUUCUAUUAGAAGGCAUCCUAAGAUCUAUUAUUCACAAGUUCUUAGGACACAGGAAUUAACCUGCAAAAAGAGAUGUACAGAUUGGAUGUCCUAAAUUUCAAUCAUAACUUCUUUCUCUCCCGUUUCACCAUUGUGGUGACUGAUGAAAAGCAUUUGUUAUUUCUCUGGGAACUGGUGGCAAACAAAACUAAAGUCUCCCAAGUACCUUUCAACCCUACACUUGUGUAAAUGAAGAUGAACAAGAUAACAACCAUAACGCUUGCUUGUCUCUUUUCGUAUCAAAUUCCAGUGGCACAAAAAAAACCAGUUUGCAUUUUCAAAAGCAGAAAGGGAACAGAAAUGCCUUUUGUGCUGCAUCAUAAGUGGAGGAAGAAUUUAUGUUGAAAUAUCAGGUGAUUUCCUGAUGAAACGGGCAUUCUAGAGUCUAGCACAGCUGAGAAAGCUCAGGAUGAAUGUAAUUAAUCGGAAUAGUAUAUAUUUAUUUUUUUAUGACAUUUGUCAUUAAUAUGUUGCCUCACUAAAUCAACAGAUGUGAUAGAACAAUAACAACAGGAUGAUCAGAGCAGAGUGCAGUAAUAUUGUCAGGUUCUCACUGCUCUGUUUAAUUAAUUGUACAAGCUGGGGAGGCUUACCCACAGGGUUGCCACAAGGCUCUUCUUGCUGUUCCAUCUGAGCUGCCAAUUUUUUACAUCAUUCCCUCACCUAAAAGUAUGCCCUUUUUUUUUUUUUUUUUUUUUAAUGGAGACAUGUAUUUGUAUUUGAACAUUUUAAGAUUUAUCAAGAUCUAUCUGGUCUUAAUCCAGAUUGACAAAAUUAGACUGAAGUUGCUUAAAGGAAAACACUAUUGGCAGAAUCCUGGAAAACACUGAGAAGUAUAUAUACUUUUAAGGUAAGUUAAAGAAUCAAAGUGAAACUGGAGUUGUCUGUUAACAGCAAAGCCAUCAGAUGCAAGUGUACUUCUACCAUUCAGCAUCGUAUUACAGAAAAUACAUUUCAAUAGAAUAAAGUACAUCUGACUGAUCCACAGCAUACCUAUGGUGUUUGGUUGAAGGCAAUAGAAGGCACUGACCCUACCUAAUUUCCAAAGCUCCACAGUACAAACAGGAUUUUCAGAAGUGUUACGGGAAGAUAUCAGAGUGGGCAGAGGGGAAAGGGUGCACAGGAUCUAGAAAAAUAGUAGAAAACGAUAAACAGCAACUGGACCAAAAUUUCACAUCCUUUAUGAAGGGACAACUUUUAAGCUUGAAAAGAGUUGAAGCUAGUGCUAUUAAAAAUUAAAACAUCUCUACAAUGACCAAAACCUGCGUAGAACCAGGUCAUUUUUGUUAUUAAAUAAAAGCACGUGCAAGUAGGUUACAUCUUUCCCAUUUAUUCAAAUGGGAAUUACCUACUAAAUCUCUGAGGAAGCUGUGAAAAUAUAGGCUGACGUUUUCUCACUAGGAUCUCACCCUGGGAGACCCUAAGGACCAUGUGAGAGUUAAGUCUGAAAGGCAACAAAUCCAGACAUAAAAAUAAUCAUCCAGCUUGAGACAAGAGGCAAAGAAGAUGAAAAUCUUUACAUACUGAGUCACUACGUUGGAAAGUUUGUGAAAUAAAGAAAUGCAACAUGGAGAUGCUAAACACAAUGUGUUUCGUACUUUUGCACCAGUGUGUUUCUUUAUUCAGUCUGACCAAGCUUUCAAUGGGCUAGACUCCACCAAGACACCAUGUUUAUGCAAUUGCCUUGCAGUCCAUGUGCAGCAUUAUGAUCACAUGGCAACACCAAGAAAGGUCAGAAACCUUUCUGUGCAUUAUGAAGCAUGCUUGUGACAGGCUGAUUGUUGAACAAUAGCAAGAAGCCCAGGGACAAAGGAACUUGUGUUUAACAAUCUGCUUCAAAUGUGCCAACUUUUGUUAGCAGCCUUUCACUAAGGCUUCUCCAAAUCUAUUUGUCCUUGACGAGUAUAGGGGGAUCUUCUCGCUCUGUUUUCUUUGUUACUUUUACGAAUGUCUUCUAAAAGAAUUUGUGGACUCUCCCACCUCUACCAUACGAUUGGCCUACUCUAGAGGAACUUCAAAUUAAUUAGAGAUUUGUCAAUAGUGAUUAGUCAAUUAGUCCAAAGGAUAGGGCUCUCCUCUGGGAUAGAUUUCAUUGCUUAGUUUGUCAGGGUAAAGGAAUUUGCCAAACCCAGAAGCUGUAUAAAUAUUUAAGGUACAGCACUUUACUGAUCUGGAGCACACAUUCCGGGUAAAAAGGAAACAGGACACUUUAUUUACCUCUUAAAAUUUGCCAUUAUAUAUAAAAUGUAAAUUCAAAUGUUAAAAGUGUGAUUGCAAGAUGUCAGAAGACUACUUUUCCUGAAUGUUUCCCAUUUAUUGUAUGAUGUGGUGUCUAUAGAAUAUAAUAUGAUGGAUGUUAGGUUAUUUCAUCGUCACCUGCUUUUGACAAAUUGCAUCAAACUGCUUCUUUCUCAGUUUUGUGGUCAAACACCCAUUCCUUGCAAUGGGACCAGAUUUCCCACUCCCAGUGUUACUAUGACCAUUUAGUGAGAGUAAAAGUCUUAUCAUACAUUAUGCCAUGUACCUAUAGCAUGUGCCAUAUGACAUAUUCUGUAUCAGAGGCUAGCGCUUAUGAAAUAUAUAUCUACACAUAUAUACAUAUCUCCCAUGUGUAAACCAGUAUAGUUGUGACAUGUGAUAAUAUUAGUGAACGUUACAGGACAGUUUUAUUAUCACGUUAUAAGGUCUUGUUUGUAAAUCUGUAACAUUCAAUAAACUAGCACAUGUUGCAUCAAG